AGGAACAGGUACGGUUGGUCAAUAAGACUUCCUCCAAUGAAGGCACGGUUGAAAUAUAUCGAUCUGGGUCCUGGGGAGGAGUGUGUAAAAACAGAAUGACGAAAAAAGAUGUCCAAGUUGUGUGUCGAGAGUUUGGUUUGCCUUGGAAUGAUGCUCAGUUAAUUAGAAAUAUAGGCACUUUACCAAGUUCCUACUUCAAAUGGUCUAAUAUUAAUUGCAAUGGAACAGAACAAAGUCUUCUAGAUUGUGAAAGAGAUUAUGACAGCAGCACUUACUGUUAUAACGCACGUCCUGCAAUAAUAGCAUGUCCAAAUGAACCAUGGAUAAGGCUGGUAUCUAAACAAACAACUAAUUCAGAAACUAGUGGAAUUUUACAAGUGUAUCACAAUAAAGAAUGGGGUUAUGUUUGUGAAAGUGGAUUUGAUGAGGAUGAUGCUGUAGUAGCCUGUCGAGAACUUGGAUUGCCAACGAAAUACGUGCAAGAAAAAUCUGCAAGAACAUCUUAUGGUUCCAAAACGCACCUGAAAUAUGUCAAUUGUAAUGGUGAUGAAGAAACUCUGUCUGAUUGCUCUGCUGACAAUGGGAGCUAUUGUUCAACUUAUAGAAACACCAGGGUUAAGAUCUUCUGUGAUAGUGAAUGCCCUCACAUGAAGUACGGUGACAAUUGUGAAGAAGACUGUCCGUGUAACAGCUAUAAUACCGAAGCCUGCGAUUUGGAGACUGGAGAAUGUAUAUGUAAGCCAGGGUAUACCGGGUUCUCCUGCAAUUGCCAAGUUGGUCUUCAUACCUGCAACUUAAACGUUUCUGAUUGCUAUGAGGACUCGCAUGAAGUAUCAUGCAUUUGCAAAAGAGGUUUUACGCAAUCGGAGCACAAUUGCACAGACAAUGUGCGCCUAAGUCAGGAAAAAUUUGUGCAAGUCUUCAAAGGUGAUGGAUGGUCUGGUAUCUGUACUAGCAACCUGAAGUCUAACGCUUUAGUUAUCUGUCGCCAUCUUAACCUUAGCACGGAAGUUGUAUAUUCAACUUCAAAGUAUAGGAGAUAUGACUAUACUAGGACGUCGUUCAGUUGUAGAGGAACAGAGAACAUGCUGUCGGAAUGUCCUUCUAGAACGGGCUCCUCUUGCUCCUACUCUCCAGUCGUCCACUGUGGCG
Messenger RNA from Saccostrea cuccullata (small rock oyster), 1152 nucleotides. Its product is annotated as scavenger receptor cysteine-rich domain superfamily protein-like. The transcript is spliced from 7 exons. The annotation marks the transcript as partial. Gene Ontology annotation, cellular component: membrane. NCBI's taxonomy places the organism in Eukaryota, Metazoa, Mollusca, Bivalvia, Ostreida, Ostreidae. The record is from RefSeq and is a predicted model, not a curated record.